UUAAACAGAAUGAAUGAUCAAAGGCUUUGAAGAAAAUAAAGUCGAUCGGACCUUUCAUGCUAAACCUAUCAACAGACUUUGUAGCUCAGACCUUUUCCUAUAAUUUUUUUUAUUUUUGGAAAGACGUUCAGAACAAAAUUCAGUUCGGAAAAUCGAGUAAAUACCAAUAAACUUAACAGAGGGAUAGAAUCCACUACGGAAGUGGGUAAGUUUGAACUAGUGGAAGAUGAAUUAUCAGGAUAUGUGCUCCUUCGAAUUGGAGAACACGGGUCGAGGCAGCAACUUUGAGUUUCGGUUUUCUGGAACGGAAUCCAUUCCGAAUGCGGUGCGGCGGUAUAAUGCCAUGCGAGGCGCCGAAUUGGCGCAGUUGAAGCGUCAACGGGAAACGGGUAGAUCCCAUUUGCCCAGCAUGCCGCGCUUCUGCAAGGUACGUCAUCCUGGUCAGGAUGUUAACAGCAUGGUGACCUCCCGCGACCUGGACGUGGUCACCCAGCUGUCCCUCGACUCUAAUCCCCUCUAUAAUGAGGAUGAAGAUGAUAACAACAACGAUGAGAUGAACGAUACGGUACAAUAUCCACAGCGUUCUGCACGUCUUUGUGGAGGAGCCGAGUCUAUGAAAAAACAAAAAAACAAAUCCAGGGACAGGAAAAAGAUUUCCACGUCCAAUAAAAAAAAUCGUAAUGUGGUUGCUGUUAAUAAUGGAUAUACCUUCGAGAGAUUAAAGGAACUACAUCGGGAAGUUUGUGAAGAGCUACAGACUAUAAGUGAGUCAACUCCGAUGCCAAGUCCCGAAGCCACACCGCGACCACCAUCUGGGCCAAAAAGUGCCAUCAAACAGCGAAAGAUUCGGUUGAAAAGGCGGCAGGAAGUGCCGAGAAAACGCCAGGAUUUGGAAAGAGAGCCAGCCGCAUCUCAGGGCAAUAUUGGGUAUGUAUCCAUCGAGGACUAUCAUAACCCGCAACCCAAAUGGGUGGACAUCAUGCCCUCGGCGAUGAUGUCACAGGCGAUAAAUGUUAAUGUCUGCCAGGUUAAUAAUGCCACGCCCUAUUCGGCCUACGAAUUCAUGGAGCAAAACGGAACCAUAGAGCCAGAACCACUGACACCCUUUUUCCUGGAGGAUAGCGAUCUGGAGAACGAGUAUGCCGAUCGUCAGGGCUAUCUACGCUACGUGGAGCCACGACCACGCUUGACAUCCAGUGAAUUGGAUCAUGCAGAUAGGAAUCCCAUCCAGCCAUGCUUUGUUGAGCUGGAAAACCGCCCACACAGGGUCAGUUUACUCAGGAGUCUCACGCCCAUGAGAUAUACCUCGCAGAGAUCAGAGGAGACCUUACGAACCCGGCCAGCAGCAAGGUAUCCGGAUCAGGAAGUCGAUGUACUGCCAUUGGAGUUGCGCAAGGCUCAGAAUCCUAGGAAGGGCAGUCAAAGGCAGGCAUUACCAAGUGACAGGAAGGCUGGGAAAUUUCGUAGGAAUAAUGUGAUGGUCAAGGGAAAUAAAAAAAACGCGCCGAACCCUAAGUCACGACUUUCUGCAAGGUCGGUCGGUGGAGAUGAGGCUGUUCCCGUGACCAUGAAUCCACCGAAUCCUCCUAGCCCACUGAAGGAGGUGGUGACCUCACCCGAAAGGCAAAACAAACGUCGCAAGCCCAAACCUAUAGUGGUCUACAGUAAAUCCCUGGAAGAUCUGAAGUUUGAAAAACUGGGCAUCUACAACAAGAUCACCUUGACCCAGGAGCGGAUCAUUAAUGCCCUGGACAAGCUGCAGAAUAGUUUGCUGCAACUCCAGGUGCCCACUUGCAGUGCCCAGGAGCGACUGAAACGUCAGCGCAAUGCCUUCGAAUUUUGUGUGCGCUUCUCCAGGAACUUUUUAUAUCCCCUAAAGGGUAUGAUUGACGACGUCCGCCUCACCACUGUGGCCAGUUUCAAUAGUGCCACCUCCAAUGAGGCCUGCCAAAGGGUAGUGUGCGUCUAUGGGCUGAUGCAGCAGUCGAUCCAGACUUAUCAGCGACAACUACGAUACUUUCUGCUGGAGAAGGUGCCUCAGAAGCUGAGUGCCCUCAUCGAAAUGAUCUACACGAUGACCAAUUGCUGCUUGGACAAAGGCAUGCUAGAUCGAAAUGAUCCGGUGGUGGAGUGCCUGCUGGAACGGUGUACCCGAUUUCUCAGCUUUAUUGAGGAUAUGCAGGAGGAGCGCUUCAAAUUGGCUCGUGAGGCAAUGAGGCGUCUACACAAGGGUCCAAAGAACAUCAACACCACUAACACCCCUGCCAAAAAGAAGAAGAAGAAGUCCUCUAGGGCAAAUCCUACCAGGGCUCCCACUGUGCCCAGGCAGGAGAAGCUUCGCACUCACGAGCGCUAUGAUUUGAAGAUGUGCCUCAAUGAUCUUAAGCUAUACGAGCCACGUCUGGUGCCCAAGGAACGUCAGCAGGUAGAUAAACUGCAUCCUCGUACACGUCGUCCAAGGAAUACGCUCAAUAUAACAGCGUCGAAGCCAGCGGAACUGUCUGGCGAUCUGGAAAUGCAAUCCUUUCGUGGCGAUGAUAUGCCAACCCAGAUGCAAAUGGCCGGCGAUGGUGGCACCACCAGUUCGCUGAGCAUGCCGCCCAAUUUCGGUCAUCGGGGCCAACCGAUUGACGAUGUCCAGCAGCUAGAAAAUGCAGAGUAUGCAUCGCGAGAGGAGCAACUGCAUCGUGCUUUGGUGGAUGCCCUGCAUUUGGUGUCUCGUUCGCAAGUGCAAAAGGUGCUCGAUCCACUGAUGCGAUCGCUGGGCGUCAUCCUGGGCGAAAAGGUCGGCGAAGGUGGAGGUGCAGACCAGAGGCAGUAGGCUUAUAGUUCCAUCCUGCAGGCUGUAGCCAUCGCAUCCAGGACACUGUCUAAAUUGUUGUUUUGCAAAAUUGCUUAAUCCUUCUUACUUCUUAUCAUCAUUAACUUCGCCUGCAUUGAUAAAGAGCGAAACUAAAAAUACUAAAUUGUUAAGUAUUGGUAGAGAAAAUAAAAUGCUAAUUUUG
Molecule: messenger RNA, 3005 nt
Organism: Drosophila eugracilis
Lineage: Eukaryota; Metazoa; Arthropoda; Insecta; Diptera; Drosophilidae
Exons: 3
Coding region: 227-2821 (864 amino acids)
Source: RefSeq, a predicted model, not a curated record